Messenger RNA from Cylicostephanus goldi, 599 nucleotides. The record is from the annotation of a GenBank genome assembly. NCBI's taxonomy places the organism in Eukaryota, Metazoa, Nematoda, Chromadorea, Rhabditida, Strongylidae.
GAAUCUCCAAUGAAUAACAGGGCCGCUUUCCCUUACCAUGACUUUUUUAAUAUGUCACUGGGAUUCCGACAUGAUUCUCCGACAUCAUCGCCAUACGGUUACACUGUGAAAUUAUCCAAAAGGCAUCGACCUAGCAAAGUGGGUGUUGAAUUCAGACUUUCUGGCUUUAGAUUACGAAUGCAAUCAUUGGUUGACUACAUGCUAGGGCAUCUUAUUGAGGUAGUUAACAUGACGCGUGUCAAUGGAAAAAACAAAGGAGCUGCUUGGUUUGUUUCAAACUGUGUGACAGAUAGUGAACGAGAACGAUACCAUUUCUAUAUCGCUUUUGAGAAUUCAAUUUGCAAGGACUAUGUCACAGAAAAACUAUGGCAUCAAGGUUAUCAAUAUGAUAUUGUACCUAUCGUACUCAAGGUGAAAGCUCGGAUUGUUGUAGUGGUUAUUUUUGAUAUGAUCAUUAUUCAGAGAUCACUUGUAGAAAAACUUAGGCCAUGGGGAUUCUGCCAGAUCUGUCGACUAUUAUGGGAGAAACCUCGGCCGCAUUUUUCAAUACAAAGUAAGAAACUUCAUGUUUUCCUUAUGAAGAAGAACGGUUUGUAACU